CGAUAGGUGUCUUGGCUGACGCCAAGUACAAGAGGACCGAAGGUUUGAAGGACCUGGCCGCUGCCGUCUCUAAGAAGUAGAUAGCAGACAUUCAAUAAGAGAAAACCGAUGGUCUGCGGACUGGCGCUGUCAAGUUUUUUAUGAUCCAAUCAAUAAUACGACCCGACGCAACAUGCCCGGCGUUUUUCCAAGGUUCUUAGCCAUGUUUAGCCAGACGGUUGGCAUACGUUCUACCAUAGGAGCAAUGGGAGAAUGAGAAGAAUGACAGGGAAGAGAAGGAGGUCUUUGAGAGGCAGAUGCGACGGAUCCAACCCUACAAGAUAUACCGCAAGGCGGGGUACAUUACUGCGAAGGCUAGGAACGCAGCGGGCAUGCCGCUCAAUGACUAGGCCUUUAGGAUGCAGAGACCAACAAUUUGAACCACUGGUCCGUUUUGUAUUCUUCUUGCUUCUUCAAUCAUCAUUUCUCAAAAUUGAAAUCUUUGUUCUCGUCGCGCCUCUCACAGCUCGUCUCGUAUAUACGCGAUAUGUACGACUACUUAUAAUAAUCAGAGCUCAGCUUUUGAACAUGACGUUGAAACGCAAGGCGCAAGGAAAUCCCUUACAAUCGAAGAAACGGGUCAGACAUGACCCCCUACAUCAUCCUCAUCCGCCCAUCCAACAUCAAUAUGGGACUUGGCCGUUACUAGAUCGCUCUCACUGCCCUAUCCACGGAUGCCCCCUUCUUCGGCUCUAGUUACCCCUUGCAAUGAAGACGUCAACAAGGAGACCUGUGAUAACCAACACGAACACAGAGGGAGGUUAUAUUUUAUCAGGUUCAAGGCCAUACCUGAGACGGCAAAGACUUAUGUCUGGCCUUCUCACUCGGCAUGUUGUCAAAUCACUGUCUAGGUUCGACUGAUCGAAUGUCUUUCCAUCAGAAUCGAUCGAGUGAAAUUGCUGACAUCCGGCGAUACAA
This is a messenger RNA of Filobasidium floriforme, 957 nucleotides long. RefSeq lists its product as uncharacterized. The coding region runs from base 253 to 735 and encodes 160 amino acids. The record is from RefSeq and is a predicted model, not a curated record. NCBI's taxonomy places the organism in Eukaryota, Fungi, Basidiomycota, Tremellomycetes, Filobasidiales, Filobasidiaceae. The transcript has a single exon.